AUGGGUAACAUCAACAGAAGAAAUGAGAUGCCUCAGAACCUGAUUUUGGAAGUAGAAAUUUUUGAUGUUUGGGGAAUUGAUUUCAUGGGACCGUUCAACCCUCCAUCAAAUGGCAACGUUUACAUUCUGGUUGCUGUUGAUUAUGUCUCAAAAUGGGUGAAGCCAUUACAAGUCCCACCAACGGUCACAAGGACAGCUUUCAAGACACCAAUAGGAAGGACACAUUUUCAGUGUGUGUAUGGUAAAGCAUGUCAUCUCCCUGUGGAUAUUGAGUAUAAGGCGCUUUGGGCUAUCAAGCUUCUGAAUUUAGAUAUUGAUGCUGCCGAAGCAAAGAGAGUUCUUGACAUCUAUGAACUUAAGGAAAUCAAACUUGAAGCUUUUGAAAGUUCCAAAAUCUACAAGGAGAGAACCAAGGCUUUCCAUGACAGGAGGAUUGUUGUUAAGGAGCUUAAGGCUGGAGAUCACGUUUUGUUGUUCAAUUCCAGACUUAAAUUGUUUCCUGGAAAGCUCAAGUCUACAUGGUCUGGACCAUUUGAAAUCAAAGAUGUUUUUUGCCAUUUGGUGCGAUCACUCUCCUGA
Capsella rubella is the source of this 579-nucleotide messenger RNA. RefSeq lists its product as uncharacterized. The record is from RefSeq and is a predicted model, not a curated record. The coding region runs from base 1 to 579 and encodes 192 amino acids. The transcript is spliced from 2 exons. Gene Ontology annotation, molecular function: nucleic acid binding. NCBI's taxonomy places the organism in Eukaryota, Viridiplantae, Streptophyta, Magnoliopsida, Brassicales, Brassicaceae.